AUGUCCAGCGCUGACGCCAGCUUCCACGUCCUCGCGACCGUCCGCAACCCCUCCAAAUACACCUCCCCGCACCCCAACAUCACCUACGUGCCCCUCGAGCUCACCAGCAAUGAGUCCAUCCGCGAGCUACGCAAUCAAGUGACGGAGAUAACGCACGGCAAACUCGACAUCCUCUACAACAACGCCGGCCGCAACUACGUCGUGCCCGCGCUGGACUACGACGAAACAGAGCUACAUGAGCUCUUCCAAGCAAACGUCUUCGCCGUCAUGCGCAUGUGCAAGGAAUUCACACCUCUGUUAAUUGCAGCGCGCGGCACCAUCGUUCAGACGGGUUCAGUGGCGGGCUUGAUGCCGUAUGCGUGGGGCGCGCCGUACAACGCCUCGAAAGCAGCCUUGCACGCCUUUUCAGACACGUUGCGCGUGGAAUUGGCGCCGCUGGGCGUACGGGUCGUCAACGUCGUGACGGGCGGAGUAAAGAGUAACAUCGCGCGCACGCAUCGCACGUUGCCGGAGGGCAGUUAUAACCAGCCGCUGGCCGCGGAUUAUGAGCGCCGGUUGACGCAUAGCCAGCAAUUGGGCAUGGAUACGCAGCAAUAUGCGCGCAGCUGUGUGAGGCAGGUGCUGGCAGGAGAUGGGUGGGUGUUUAAGCAGCGGUGGAUCUGGGAGGGGAAGAUGAGUUGGGUGCGCUACUUCCAGACACGCAUCCCCCUCCGCCGUGCUGGCAAACAGCUGCUCGUAGUAGCUCGGCAUGAAGAUGUAUUCCUGGACGUAUAUGGACGUCGAGGCCGCGGUGCUUAG
Messenger RNA from Parastagonospora nodorum SN15, 798 nucleotides. RefSeq lists its product as hypothetical. Gene Ontology annotation, molecular function: triacylglycerol lipase activity; acylglycerone-phosphate reductase (NADP+) activity. Gene Ontology annotation, cellular component: endoplasmic reticulum; lipid droplet. NCBI's taxonomy places the organism in Eukaryota, Fungi, Ascomycota, Dothideomycetes, Pleosporales, Phaeosphaeriaceae. The transcript is spliced from 3 exons. The coding region runs from base 1 to 798 and encodes 265 amino acids. The record is from RefSeq and is a predicted model, not a curated record. Gene Ontology annotation, biological process: phosphatidic acid biosynthetic process; triglyceride catabolic process.